AUGUCGGCAGAAGCUCCUAACUUCUCUGCCAUUCGAGAGAAGCUUCAAGAUUGUUUCAACAAGAGAGCCUGCUUGUGGCAACUCAAAGUCACAGAUGCGUUCCUGCAAAAUGAUCGCGAUAUUAUCUGCAUAGCGGGGACAGGGAUGGGAAAAAUACUUGCGUUCUGGUCACCGUUAGCUAUCAAAGACACGGGCAUCCUGAUUGUUGUGACUCCACUUACCCAGCUCGGGGAACAAAGUGUCAGUUUCCUCGAAAAAGCCGGUAUACAAAGUAUCUCGAUCUCUACUGAGACAGCGAGUAGGGCAAAUUUCCGUGUAAAUCAAAGGUCAUCUUUAAUUGGUGUCAUCUUUGAUGAAGCACACUGCAUUGUGACAUGGGGAGACUUUCGGUCCGAGUACAAGGAACUAGAGUGCUUGCGUUAUAUCCUACUGUGCCAGCUUGUCACUGUUCAUGUAUCCACCGACCGUCCAAACAUCAAGAUCGGAGUCCGCAAAAUCAAAUACUCACUUGCGUCUUAUGCAGAUCUUGCGUUCCUCAUACCUACCAGCAUGAAAUCAGACGAUACGGCACCACCAAAAUUCCUCGUUUUUUUCGACAGCAUCCAAGAAGGAAUAAAUGCCACGAAGUACUUGCAGGCACGUCUUCCGCCAGAUCUACGAAACAACGUCAAAUGGUUCAACUCCGACAUGACUACUGGAUUUAAGGCAGCCGAAGUCACAAACCUCGUUGCUAGAGAUACGUGGGGUCUGUGUACCACAGAGGCAUUUGGAAUGGUAGAUAUAUCCUCGACUGUGACGGAUGGGCCGGGAGUGUUAUUAUUCCCGAUGGAGACGGGUUGGCCCAGGUGGGGAAUAUGUAAAGUAGAUGGGUGGGCCGAUGGACAUGAAUUUUCAAUAGACGGAUCGGCCGAGGUAGUUGGAUAUUAUGUAGAUGGGUGUACCAAGACGGGUGGGCCGACGUAUUGGUAUUAUUUUGUAGACGAGUGGGCCGAGGGAGCGGUGAAAGAUUUAUUAUAUACGGGUGGGCCAAUGGUAGACAUAUAUUGCAUAGACGGGUAG
This is a messenger RNA of Suillus subalutaceus, 1059 nucleotides long. RefSeq lists its product as uncharacterized. NCBI's taxonomy places the organism in Eukaryota, Fungi, Basidiomycota, Agaricomycetes, Boletales, Suillaceae. Gene Ontology annotation, cellular component: chromosome; nucleus. The record is from RefSeq and is a predicted model, not a curated record. Bases 1 to 1059 code for a protein of 352 amino acids. Gene Ontology annotation, molecular function: nucleic acid binding; ATP binding. The transcript has 5 exons.